UUCUGUGUGGGUUCCUGAUUCUCUGUGGGUUCUUUCCUGCAGAGGACAAUUCUCUUCCUGUCCCAGCCUAAGCUUGGGGGACUGAGCCCAGGGCUCCAGUGGCUUGUGCCUCAGCCUCAUGGGUGGAAUGUGCCUGCUACCCCCAGGCUAGAUGAGGGGGCUAAGGGUCAGGGUGGGCAUUUGUUGCACCCCUUUAUGACCUUUGUAGGCCAGAGUUGGGUGAGGGGCUGGACAAUGAGCCUCCUCUUCCUUGAAAGAAGGAAUUUUGGUGGAGACAAUAGGGCCCUGUCUGCUCUGGCUUGGGGGGCGGUGGCAGACUCAACUCGCCCCCACCCCAGGCCCUAACAAAUGUCAUCAAGGAAUGGGGGGCAAUUUCCCCAUAAGGCAUUGGGCACCUCCCCGCCCCCCUCUUCCUUUCUUUCUUCAGCUGAUCUUGCCUCUUCUCCCAUGACCUGACCCUGCUUUCCUCUGCCAGCUCUGUCUCUCUCCCUGCCCCCACUUCUCCCCCAGCCUGUGUUGGGUUGAGGGGUGUGGCAAGGGCCAGGGGGACCAGUGGUGUCAUAGAGCCAGUGGCCUCUGCCGAUUUGGGGAGUGUAGGAAGAAGGAGCCUCGGAGUUGGAAAUUUACUUCUGGGGGCCCUUUGCUGGGGCGGUUGUGAGCGUUGUGGGACUUGGAUCCCACUGAGCAGUUAGAGCAGGAGCUAUGGAGGACGCUUGUGGGAGGGGGCGGGGAAUGGGAGGAUUGUCUGGCCCAGCCCCUUCUCUCCUUCCCAGCCUGCCCCACCCACCCACCAGUCUGAGCUGCUGCUGCUGAGGCUGGUCUGCUGGAGUCUCCGGAGGAAAAGACAGAGCGCACUAUCAGACUGCUCUUGGAGGGGCUGGUGCUGUAGCAGUCACAGGAGAGGGGAAGGACCUCCGUUAACCUCUUCUUGCCAGCAGCCUGCAGUUUGGAGUCAAGGAGAAUCAUGGCGUCCAGGGAUGAGCUGUACAAUCUCUUAGGUGGACUCUCAUCCCUCCUGCUGCUGAUGUCAGUCCAGGGGGCCAAGGGUGGAUCCCUCAAAGAGAGUCAGGGGGUCUGCUCCAAGCAUAUGCUGGUGGUCCCCCUCCAUUACAACGAGUCCUACAGCCAACCAGUGUAUAAGCCCUACCUGACCAUGUGCAAUGGAAGGCGCAUCUGCAGCACCUACAGGACCACAUAUCGAGUGGCAUGGAGGGAGGUGAAGAGGGAGGUGCAGCAGACCCAUGUUGUGUGCUGCCAAGGCUGGAAGAAGCGGCAUCCAGGGGCGCUCACCUGUGAUGAAGCCAUCUGCGCCAAGCCCUGUCUGAACCGAGGUGUCUGCGUCAGGCCAGAGCAGUGCCAGUGCGCCCCAGGCUGGGGUGGGAAGCACUGUCACGUGGACGUGGAUGAAUGUAGGACUGGCGUCACCCUCUGCUCACACCAUUGCCUCAACACGGCAGGCAGCUUCACCUGUGGUUGUCCCCAAGGUCUGGUGCUGGGCCCAGAUGGGCGCACCUGUGCAGAGGGCAACCUGGAGCCCCCAACUGGCACCAGCGUCCUCAGCGUGGCGGUUCGGGAAGCAGAACAUGAUGAGCACGCCUUGAGGCGGGAGAUUUGGGAGCUGCGGGGGCGCCUGGAGCGACUGGAGCAGUGGGCCCGUCAGGCUGGGGCCUGGGUCCGAGCUGUGCUGCCCAUGCCACCUGAAGAGUUACAGCCAGAACAGGUGGCGGAGCUAUGGGGCUGGAGCGACAGGAUUGAGUCUCUCAGCGACCAGGUGCUGCUGCUGGAGGAGAGGCUAGGUGCCUGCUCCUGUGAGGACAAUAGCCUGGGCCCAGGUCUCAAUCGGCAGCCGAUAAGGAACCUCUCCAGAACCCUGGCCCUCUAAUUUAUACAGAAACUGGCCCUGCUAAUCCUCUGGGAUCAGCCAGCUGGGGAAGUGCAGAUAAGGUUAUCUGGCACCAAGAAGCAAUGAGCGAUGGAAACUUCCAAGAGCUGAAGGCAGGGGGGAGGAUGGGUGCCUUGGGCCCACCCGAGUCUUCUGGCUGGGGCAGGUUGCCUGGGCGAGAACCACUUCAACGCCUUAACAAAUGCAGCCAGAAAGUGCCCAGAUCUCUCUCUCUCUCAAUCUUUAUUCUGUUUCUUGCUGUUAUCCAGAUAAUUAAUAAAAACCAACCACACAAAA
This is a messenger RNA of Canis lupus familiaris (dog), 2179 nucleotides long. It is a transcript of the gene EGFL8, whose product is annotated as EGF like domain multiple 8. The record is from RefSeq and is a predicted model, not a curated record. Gene Ontology annotation, biological process: anatomical structure development. The coding region runs from base 965 to 1882 and encodes 305 amino acids. The transcript has 9 exons. Gene Ontology annotation, molecular function: signaling receptor binding; calcium ion binding. NCBI's taxonomy places the organism in Eukaryota, Metazoa, Chordata, Mammalia, Carnivora, Canidae. Gene Ontology annotation, cellular component: cell surface; extracellular region.